AUGGCGAGGACCGCCGACGUCGAGCGCCGCGACGAGAAGGAGACCAACGAGCCCGGGGCCGGCGACGACGAGGACACCGAGGCCCAGGUUGCCCCCAUCGUCAAGCUCGAGGAGGUCGUCGUACCUGUUAGUUUNGAGCGUCUCUGCCACCACCGUAGCCAUGGUGAGCACCGCCGACGUCGAGCGCCGCGACGAGGAGGAGACCAACGAGCCCGGGGCCGGCGACGACGAGGACACCGGGGCCCAGGUUGCCCCCAUCGUCAAGCUCGAGAAGUUGUUUCGACGACAAAGAUGCGGGAGCAUGGUGGGAACGACAAAUCGUGCGUUUGGCACGCAACGGACUUCGUCGACGGGGAAUUGAAGGAGGAGAUGUUUGCUAUCCGAUUCAGGUCUGUUGAGAGAAAACUCAAUUUGGAUGCAGAGAGCGAUGGUCCUGUGGACACUCUCCGGCAAAGCGAGACGCGGCGCUUGCGACUAAGGCAGUGGGGAAGCGGCGGUCAGCGACUGGGUGCUGAUCGAGAUCGCAUGUGCAAGGAGUUCUGCCGAAUUGUUUGCAGCGAGGCAAGCGUAAAUUUUACUGCCUGCCACGAAGCGCGGGUCCUUAACUAGUUGGGAGUGAUAGUGCUUCCAGAAGCACUCUACUUCCGCCUAUUUAAAUGUAUAUAUAGUGAGGACAAGUGAGCAAACAAGCAGAUAGAUACGGACACGUCCAUUUUAUUUUAUAACACCGUACAUGGGGUAAUAAACUAAAGUACAACAUUUUGAUCUUCAAAAGUUUCAGUAAUAUUUUUGCUGAGAACUAAUUCGGAACAACUUAUUCAAGCAAAAAAAA
Ananas comosus (pineapple) is the source of this 832-nucleotide messenger RNA. Its product is annotated as ran-binding protein 1 homolog b-like. NCBI's taxonomy places the organism in Eukaryota, Viridiplantae, Streptophyta, Magnoliopsida, Poales, Bromeliaceae. Gene Ontology annotation, cellular component: nuclear pore; cytoplasm. Bases 1 to 609 code for a protein of 202 amino acids. Gene Ontology annotation, molecular function: GTPase activator activity. The record is from RefSeq and is a predicted model, not a curated record. The transcript is spliced from 3 exons.